Messenger RNA from Mucor velutinosus, 231 nucleotides. RefSeq names its product SPX domain-containing protein. The transcript has a single exon. Lineage: Eukaryota; Fungi; Mucoromycota; Mucoromycetes; Mucorales; Mucoraceae. The coding region runs from base 1 to 231 and encodes 76 amino acids. The record is from RefSeq and is a predicted model, not a curated record.
AUGCGAAAUAGUGCCAUUUUUGCCAUUGCAGUACUUACUUUUUCCAUGAACUGCUUCCACUUGGUAUCUGCUACAAAGAAACAAACUUAUUCCCAGAGAACUACUUUGAGAGAAAUCAAGAGACAAAGUAGUGGAAACCCAGGCUCUGAACUAAACGGCAGUGGCGGUAUGAGCUCUGCUAGUGGAUCCAGCGAGAGUGCUACUAUGCAGACAGGUCCUGGUCCCAAAUAA